Messenger RNA from Peronospora belbahrii, 846 nucleotides. NCBI's taxonomy places the organism in Eukaryota, Oomycota, Peronosporomycetes, Peronosporales, Peronosporaceae. The record is from the annotation of a GenBank genome assembly.
AUGAGUUGGCAGCAGAAGGCGGUAGUCCCGGUCACUUGUGACGACCAAGAUGAUAAAACUACAGAUUCUCGAAACGAAAUGACGGGUGAUAGCAGGAUUCUUCAGUACAUUAAGACAUUGACACACCACCAUAUGAACGCAAAGCAGCAACGGAUGGAUCGAUAUCUUCAACAAGUCAAGCACACGAAGCCUGUAAAAGACUUUUCUGUAACAAGACUUUCGAAGCCUCUUCAAUAUCCAUCAACAAGUGGAAUGCAGCAUCAACCAAUGGACAAGAAAUUACAGUCAAAAGUCAAGUCUAGACGCACUACUAAAGGUUGGAAGAACGACCGAGCACAUGUGGCUACGACCACAAGGUCUCGAUCAAAACGUCCACAUGGUAAAAGUCAAGAAUAUCGACAGCUUAAGUCAAAACAAGCACAGCACAUUACAGCAAGUGAAUCACUGGAUCGAUUCAGACUUCACGGGGCCUGGUCACAUAAGUCCAAGACAAGUGUUGACGAAGAAUAUUCAAGCAACAGGAUACAUCAUGAUCCUACUGGAAACAAGUAUGUCCAACCAGUUGAGAGACAACAACAGCCACAAGCUGCGAGCACUGGGUUCAGCACCAUAAGCACGGACAGGGAACGGCGUCCUGUUCAGGAAGUCAAGCGACAUUCGGCUAAGACGCAAGCAGCAUUGGCUCAAACUCAAGCAUCGUGCAGCAGCUUGAUCCAGCCCGUCUGUUCUCAGUCAACGAAGGAAGUGCAACCAAGAAACUUUGGCUAUGACUAUCUUUCUCAGCAGGAAGAUUUCAUCCCAACCUACGACCCUCUCGUUACAAUCAUGGAAUCGAUAUACUUUUAA